AUGCUUGAUCGUACAAGUGAAAAAGUUGUUCAUAUAGAUUUUGGUAGAGCAACGGAAGUAACUGGUAUUGAUGGAACAUUUCGUAUGCCAUAUGAAUAUGUUAUGGAUCCCAGGUGA
This is a messenger RNA of Rotaria sordida, 117 nucleotides long. The record is from the annotation of a GenBank genome assembly. Lineage: Eukaryota; Metazoa; Rotifera; Eurotatoria; Philodinida; Philodinidae.